This is a messenger RNA of Macrobrachium nipponense, 1401 nucleotides long. RefSeq lists its product as uncharacterized. The transcript has a single exon. Gene Ontology annotation, molecular function: nucleic acid binding. Bases 1 to 1401 code for a protein of 466 amino acids. NCBI's taxonomy places the organism in Eukaryota, Metazoa, Arthropoda, Malacostraca, Decapoda, Palaemonidae. The record is from RefSeq and is a predicted model, not a curated record.
AUGGAAACGGCAGACUCAGUCCGAGCUUGUGUCAGGGAGGGAGACUUCAUGGCCUCAAUAGACCUUCAAGAUGCCUACUUCCAAGUCCCUGUUCACCCCUCCUCCAGGAAAUUCCUCAGGAUUGUCAGCCUCGUGACAGCCCCACAGGUGUUCACCAGGGUCUUCAAGAUAGUGUCGAUAUGUGCACACGCAAGAGGCAUCCGUCUCCUCCGCUACCUGAACGAUUGGCUCAUCUUAGCCGAGACAGCUGCUCAGUGUGCAGAUCACCUUCAGCUAGUUUUGUCAUUCGUUCAGGAACUGGAAGUGGUGGUAAAUGUCGACAAGUCGGACUUCACUCCCAGACAAAGGGUAGUGUACCUCGGAAUGACGCUAAAUUCAUCCCUCAUGAAGGCCUUCCCCUCGGAGAACAGAGUCUCCAGCCUAGUAACUCAAGUGCAGAUAGCUUUGGGGCCCAGCCCUCCCACUGCCAAACUCUGCCAGUCCAUCUUAGGACACAUGGCCUCAAUAGAGAGACUAGUGCCUCACAGCAGAAGACGUAUGAGGCCUCUUCAGUGGCUGUUCAAGAAGCAAUGGUCUCCUCAGGAAGGGGACCCCAACAGCAAAAUUCUUCUCUCUCAAGAAGUAAGGGAGUCCCUGGAGUGGUGGAUGGUUCCUUCCCAACUCCAAGGGGGCAUCUCUCUCAGUCCAAGAACCCCAGAGAUUCUUCUCUUCACAGAUGCAUCAAAAGAAGGGUUGGGGGCGCACCUGACGGAGGAAGAAGUGAGCGGCCUGUGGUUGGAAGGAGAGAGAGCAGCUCACAUCAAUGUCUUGGAAUUGAAGGCAGUCUUCCUCUCCCUUCAGCACUUCCUGUCUCAACUCCAAGGGAAAACGGUGGGCCUAAUUUCAGACAACUCCACGGUGGUGGCAUAUCUAAACAAACAGGGGGUCACAAUCUCACUGGAUCUUUGUCGCCUGGCAGUACAAAUCCAGGAGUUAGCAGAGAAAAUGGACAUCACCCUCAAAGCAAGAUAUAUUCCGGGCAAGAAAAAUGUUUGGGUGGACCAUCUGAGCAGGAGGGGACAGAUAAUCAACACAGAAUGGUCCCUCCAUCAAGAAGUAGCAGAUGGCCUGAUAAAGAGGUGGGGCUCUCCUUCGAUAGACCUCUUUGCCACCGCAUGGAACAGGAAGCUGCCAGUGUUCUUCUCCCCACUCCCAGACCCGCAGGCAGCGGGAGAGGAUGCCCUCCUGCAGGAUUGGAAGAACCUGGACGCUUAUGCCUUCCCGCCUUUCCCCCUCCUCCAGAAGACCCUUCAGAAGAUUCGCUACUCACAGAACCUACGAGUAACCUUAGUAGCUCCUUGGUGGCCCAAAGCCCCCUGGUUCCCAGAAGUGCUAGAUCUCCGAGUUGGAGGACCCGGGUAA